This is a messenger RNA of Sphaerulina musiva SO2202, 2116 nucleotides long. RefSeq lists its product as uncharacterized. The record is from RefSeq and is a predicted model, not a curated record. The coding region runs from base 351 to 2006 and encodes 551 amino acids. NCBI's taxonomy places the organism in Eukaryota, Fungi, Ascomycota, Dothideomycetes, Mycosphaerellales, Mycosphaerellaceae. The transcript has 2 exons.
AACAACGCCGUGCGACCUGCUGGGGUUGCCAUACCGGAACUGGCAGGCUAUGCUUUCACGCCAUCAUGAGUCUCGUUGCUCGGCACACGUUACAGAACGCGAUGCGAAACUUUGCUGCUUGACUAAUGUUGUGAGGCUAGUGGUAUGAUAAUCGUGAAAGAACCAGACCUAUCCUAUCCUGUCGCUUGUCCCCUACCUGGCCGCUUUUACUUGAGAGCUCGUUCUCUGGGGCCCCUUCUGCUGAUCGGCAUCAAGUCAUACCCAUUGUCACACUUUGCGGGACAUGUAUCGAGGCGAGGACUCUGGUGCCAAGCGAUGACCAAUCACUCAAGUGUUGCAUUGGGAUUUUGAUGGGCGUGUCGCCGGAACAUUGCGUGAAGCCCUCACGCGUUGCAAGCGUCAGUCCAAGCCCACGAAGAAAUUCUGGAAGAUUAGAAGCGAGGGUCCCCGAGAGGUGGAGCGGUGUUGCGCAGGGACGAGCGAACGUCGACGGCGAGCCGACAAGAGAAACAAUAGAGGCGCAACAGGAAGCCCAGGACGCUGAGAGCGUGGGUCGAAUCAGAUCACAACCGGAUACUCCAGCUGCGACAGGAGCCAUGGACGCCUCGGACGAGAAGGCAGCUGGAGCAGGGGAGCUGCAGAGAACUGCUAUGACAACUCCCGAUGUCUACGUGGAUGCGCCAAGUUAUAGCGACGCCGACACGAUUGAUCCAGAUACGGCCGGCACCGAGGAUCCAGAAAAGGACGCGAUUCGAGGAGAUCUCCAGAACAAGCCCGACAUCGAGGACCCAGAGAAGGACGCGAUUCGAAGAGACCUCCAAAACCAGGCCAACAUCGAGGAUCCAGAGAAGGAUGCGAUUCGAAGAGAUCUCCAGAACAAGCACCUCACCUAUGCAUCUAAUGCAGAUGACCGCAAGAGAGAGUCUAUAGAGACGCCCCCACGCUGGUCCACCGUGCUCUCUGACUCUGAUGCCGGCAGCGAGCACACCAUACAGUGCACGCCAGUAGCCGAGCACGAUGGCAUACCACCGGCCACGAGAAGCCGUGUCACACUGCAAGUGCCUGAAGGCGAACACGAGGGUGGAGACCAUCACCCUACACGGCCAACACCUUUCAGAGGCCUGAGCGCUGGUGCGACGACUGUUGUUUCGUCAAAAAGAAGUCUCCCGUCGCUUCGGAGACGAGAGACGAAGCUGAUGCAGAAGGAGGCCCAUCCUUGGCAGCACCUGGGCAUCACGCUCGGUCUUCCGAUGGUACUUUUGUUCGACCUCGUAGUACCUUGCAUCACGUACUACGUUUGGUACGACAUUCAUGGUCCAGAUAUCAAGUACGACAAAGGCAUUCUCGGUGGUGCCGUUGCCUGCUUCGGCUUUGGAGAGCUCUGGAUCUUGGGAGCUCGAGUGUGGCGACUGUACUUCCGACAAGAAGAAUGUGCACCAUUACUAUCCCGAAGCAAAUGGGAGCUCGACGCGACAUCUUGGGUGUACGGCGUUGCUGUCCUGCUCGCACUCAUCCCGUUCGUGAUUGGGUCCGAAUUGGUGAUUCCGGAGCUAUACCUUUACUCGCCCUGCUUUAUCUUCGCCUUUCUUGGUGCGCUCAUGUUCAUCACGACCAUUACACCCUUCAAGCUUCCCAUUGGCAUUAAUUCCCACAAGCGUGGUACGAAGAUCCGGCCGUUUAUUUACUAUGCUGCUGAGGAUUUCAUCGCGGUCGAUGGGUUACAGGAUCGAGAGUUCCGCAUCCGGUACAAUGAGCGGUAUGAGAGCAAUAAGAUGUUUCGACGCUUCUUCUACAACCUCACGCUCUUUUGGCUGUUUGGAGUCGUGGUCUACAUUGGAUGUGCAUCGGCCAUCAUCUGGAACUUGGAGUUUAACCACGCCUUUGGCCUGGUGUUUGGUGUUUUGUUUUCAUGGAUAGGGAUUUGGGCAUUGACCACUUUCCUGUGGGUGAAGUGGGAGAUGAAGAGGGAGCACAGAGCGUAUGAAGCGGGGGAGAUUGAGGCGUGAGAUUGUGUGUGAGGUCAUGUCCCAGGAGGUGAAGGCCUACGCCUACUACCAUACUUGUAGCAACAUGUACAUUUUAUUAAUGUAGGAUUCGUGAUGACAGAUUGGGUGAC